UCUGAGAGAGUUUCAUGCUUAUUGCAUUUGUUCAAAUAAGCUACGUACUUGAUCGACUUAAUUCUUCCAUCUUAAUUAAUUAGUCGUCAUUUGCUUCCAUACUUUCAGAAAAACAAAAAUGGCUGCAUUCAAGUCAGUAGCUAUUCUCGCGCUGCUUGUUGUUGCUAUAUCAUCGUCGGAUAUCAAGGUAUCCGAGGGACGAACCGCAAGGAAGGAUUUGGGGAUUGAUCUCGGAGGAGUUGGUAUUGGAGUAGGAGUGGGACUAGGUGUAGGGCUAGGUGGAGGUGGAGGUGGCUCUGGCUCAGGGUCUGGAUCCGGCUCUGGAUCAGGUUCCGGCGGUUCUAGUUCUGCAUCAAGUUCAGCUUCGUCAAGUUCAAGUUCAAGUUCCAGGUCUGGUGGUGGAGGUAGUAGUGCAGGCUCUGAGGCAGGUUCAUCUGCCGGGUCUCGGGCCACGUCUGGGUCUGCAAGGAAAAAUGGUGGUGGAGGUAGUGGAGGUGGUGGUGGAGGAGGUUCCGGCUCCGGUUCUGGAGGGGGCGGGGGAAGCGGCUCUGGUAGUGGUGAGGGGCAUGGUGAGGGGCGUGGAUAUGGUGAGGGCUCUGGCAGUGGAGGUGGCGACUAAAUAUAUAAGAGUGAUCAUGAAUUGGAUUACUAAAAGAAUAGUGAUCGAUGUAUUCUGAUGGACUGAUUCUGUACUUUAUGUAUUAUAUAAAUAAAAUAGGUGAUGAAAUAGUUGAGGCUUGAUUAUCAGGUCCUGAUCUGUAUUUCAAUUAAUAUGAGGCAUCGAUCAGUA
Messenger RNA from Argentina anserina (silverweed cinquefoil), 790 nucleotides. RefSeq names its product glycine-rich cell wall structural protein 2. NCBI's taxonomy places the organism in Eukaryota, Viridiplantae, Streptophyta, Magnoliopsida, Rosales, Rosaceae. The transcript has a single exon. Bases 119 to 619 code for a protein of 166 amino acids. The record is from RefSeq and is a predicted model, not a curated record.